ACGAAUGCCCUCCUUUUCCUUCCUUUCUUUCCCUCCUUACGAAACGACGCUCUUAAUGUCGAUGCCGUUGGUGUGAAAGCAUCUUCCCUCCGAGCUUUCGUCCUUGUUUUCUGCAUAUCCCACCCACCGCUUCACUCAUUUAGCGGGCAUUCGUUUUCCUGACGACAUCACGAAAAUCAAAAUAGCCGUCCGUAUUUUGAAUUCGCAGCUACCGGCAGUCCAUUCGAGCUCGAUUCUAGGGAGUUAAUUCUAAAGAGACGGGAAUCAUGAAGGCCACCCUUGCUGUGGCUGCGGCUGCCGCCCUUGCUGGCGGCGUCAACGCCGGCAGCGUCCACCACAGGCACGCACACAAUGCCGUGCGCGUCGCCCUCGAGAAGAAGGACUACAACAACGAGACCUGCGGCUGCACCACCAUCUACAAGACCUUCUAUGGUGAACCUACUCUCUUAUUCCCUCCUGUUCCGGCCACCACGGCAGCGCCUCCGCCUCCGCCAGUGACCACCGCCACGGAGACUGCUGUCGUGGUCCCGACCCCGAUCGCUCAGACUUGCUCGACGACGGGUGUGUACACGUUCCCGCCUCACACCGUCACCUUGACCGAGUCUACCACCGUCUUGGUCCCCUCAACUACUGCUGUUCCCAGCGGUAGCCACGUAAUCGGCGGUGUCACGACUAUUGUUACGACUGCCACCACCAUCACCUGCCCGUACGCUACGGUCUCGACGAGCGAGGGUGUGGUCACCAGCGUCGUCGCGACAACUACUUACGUCUGCCCGUCCGCUGGCACUUACACCAUCGCUCCCACCACGACUUCGGUUGACAAGUCUACCGUCUUGACCGUACCAGUUGUCACCGAGUACCCCCCUGGCACCUACACCCAACCCGAGGUCGUGACGACUGUCACCGAGACCAACACCGUCAUCUUCUGCCCCUUUGACAUCCCCACCCCUACCGCCAAGACCACCCCACACGUCCUCACGUACCCGGCGGAGACUCCCAAGACCACGGCAGUGAUUGUCCCAACCGCUCCGUCUUACCCCGAUGCUCCGUCUUCUCUGAAAGCCCCGAAUACCCCGGCCGUUCCGACCUCCCCUACUUCUCCCUCCAAGCCGAAGGCCACCGGUUCCCUGGGUGGCGAGCCUGGUAAGCCAUGGGGUAUCUCCUACACUCCCUACGGGACCGGCGAGGAUGGUGGGUGUAAGACCCGGGAGGAGGUUGACAAGGACAUUGCCGCUAUUGCCAGCGCUGGUGUCAAGACUGUCCGCGUCUACUCGACCGAUUGCGACACCCUCCCGAAUGUCGGUGAUGCUGUUCGCAAGUACGGCCUGCGUAUCAUCCUCGGCGUCUUCAUUGACGCGCCUGGUUGCACUGCCCGCAACCCCAGCGUCGCUGAGCAGAUUGGCGCCAUCAAGAGCUGGGCCCAGUGGGAUAUUGUCGAUCUCAUCUCCAUCGGAAACGAGGCUGUGUUCCACGGAUACUGCGAGCCCUCGCAGCUUGCUGGUCUCAUCAACCAAUGCAAGGGUGAAUUCAGCGGCUACACCGGAAGGUACACCACUGCUGAGACGAUCAACAUCUGGCAGCAGCCCAAUUUCUCCUCGGCCGUCUGCGGUGUCGUCGACGUUGCUGGUGCCAAUGCUCACGCCUACUUCAACACCGAGACCGACGCGUCGCAGGCCGGCCAGUUCGUCAAGGGCCAGCUCGACCUCGUCAGCUCCAUCUGCGGCAAUGGCAACGUCCCCGGUAUUAUUCUCGAGACCGGCUGGCCGUCGGCCGGCAAUGCGAUGGGUCUGGCCGUCCCCGGUGAGAGCCAGCAACGGAUUGCCGUCUCCAGCAUCGUGAAGGAGUGCGGUGAUCGGGCCGUCAUGUUCAGCUUGACCAAUGACAAGUGGAAGGAUCCCAACACGGCCUGCGCCUGUGAGCAGAACUUCGGCCUGGCCAAGGUCCUGGGCAUCAACAUCUAAAAAAAAUAGUAGUGCAACUACCUUGCCUCCCCCCCCCCUCAAUGUACACACGCGCGCUCGUGAAUUAUAAAGAGCGCCAAACUUUUGUAUAUUGCCACGUCU
This is a messenger RNA of Durotheca rogersii, 2063 nucleotides long. Its product is annotated as glycoside hydrolase family 17 protein. Gene Ontology annotation, cellular component: extracellular region; cell surface; fungal-type cell wall. Gene Ontology annotation, biological process: cell wall organization. The transcript has 2 exons. The record is from RefSeq and is a predicted model, not a curated record. The coding region runs from base 267 to 1961 and encodes 564 amino acids. Lineage: Eukaryota; Fungi; Ascomycota; Sordariomycetes; Xylariales; Xylariaceae. Gene Ontology annotation, molecular function: 1,3-beta-glucanosyltransferase activity; glucan endo-1,3-beta-D-glucosidase activity.